Molecule: messenger RNA, 2148 nt
Organism: Paramormyrops kingsleyae
Lineage: Eukaryota; Metazoa; Chordata; Actinopteri; Osteoglossiformes; Mormyridae
Source: RefSeq, a predicted model, not a curated record
AGUAGGUUAGUGGUGCGGCAGUUAUCAUGGAAGGGGAAAAAAAAGUAGGUCAUUAUAUUGCUGCAGUUGGUCACUAGUCCUGUUAGACGCUUCCCACGUGUUUCAUAUUGUCUCCAUAAAAGAUCAGCUUGAGAAAUGGAGUGAAUUUUAAGAAGGGAAACCUAUGUGAACAAUUGAAAUAAUCCAAUGGCAGACCAAAGAAUGGACGUUUCCUCCACAAUGAACGAGUUCAUGCCCGCUGGCCGCACCGACCUAAUCAGCAGCUCCGUCAGUACGGCUGGCCUGGACUUCACCCGCAAGAGGAAGGGCAGCUCUGCUGACCAUCAAAUCGAUGGAUUUUCUUUUGAGGAUACCAUGGACAUGGAGACGGAAAAAGAGCUUGUAAGGGAGUGUAUGGAUCAGCAAGGCCGCCUGAAGAACGCCAGGGAAGCCCACAGCCAGAUCGAGAAGAGGCGUCGGGACAAGAUGAACAGCUUCAUUGACGAGUUGGCGUCCCUGGUGCCCACCUGCAACGCCAUGUUCCGCAAGCUGGACAAGCUGACGGUGCUGCGCAUGGCCGUCCAGCACAUGAAGACGCUACGCGGGACUGCAAACCCCUACACUGAGGCAAACUACAAACCCGCAUUCCUCUCGGACGAUGAACUGAAGCACUUAAUUUUGAGGGCCGCCGAUGGCUUUCUGUUCGUCGUCGGCUGCGAUCGCGGCAAGAUCCUCUUCGUAUCCGAAUCCGUCUCCAAGAUCUUAAACUACAACCAAAAUGACCUCAUUGGCCAGAGUCUGUUUGACUACCUGCACCCGAAAGACAUAGCCAAGGUGAAGGAGCAGCUGUCCUCGUCAGACACCGCACCGAGGGAAAGACUCAUAGAUGCCAAAACUGGCCUUCCGGUGAAGACCGACAUCGCCCUUGGGCCUUCCAGACUGUGUUCUGGGGCAAGGCGGUCCUUCUUCUGCAGAAUGAAGUGCAACCGUCCUUCUGUGAAGAUGGAGGACAAGGAGUUCCCCUCCACCUGCUCCAAAAAGAAAGCAGACCGCAAGAGCUUCUGCACAAUCCACAGCACCGGCUACCUUAAGAGCUGGCCGCCCACGAAGAUUGGCCUGGACGAGGACGGCGAGCCGGACAACGAGGGCUGCAACCUCAGCUGUCUGGUAGCCAUCGGCCGCCUGCACCCCCACCUCAUCCCCCAGCCCACGAGUGAGGACAUCCGCGUCAAGCCCACCGAGUACAUCUCCCGGCACGCCAUCGACGGCAAGUUUGUCUUCGUGGAUCAGAGGGCCACUGCUAUUCUUGGCUAUUUACCCCAAGAGCUUCUGGGCACAUCUUUCUAUGAAUAUUUCUAUCAAGAUGAUAUUGGGCACCUUGCAGACUGCCAUAGACAAGUGCUGCAAAUGCAUGAGAAGAUCCACACAAAUUGCUACAAGUUCAAGAUAAAAGACGGUUCCUUCAUCAACCUGAGAAGCCGCUGGUUCAGCUUCAUGAACCCCUGGACCAAAGAAGUGGAAUACAUUGUUUCUACAAACACUAUUGUCUCAGGUACAAGUGACUUCACAGACUAUUCUCAGCUUUCUGCCUCCCCCCAGAGUAUGGAUGGUGUACUAACACCCAGAGAUGGCAUGGGGAAGCGGGCGCUUCAGACGGUACCUGGCAUCGGCGGUGGCACGCGGCCAGGGGCAGGGAAGAUCGGACGCAUGAUUGCAGAAGAGGUGAUGGAGAUCCAGAGCAAUGACAUGCUGACUUCCCUGCUGCUUAACCGUAGGAUUCGAGGAUCAUCGCCCUCUAGCUGUGGCUCCAGUCCCCUUAAUUUCACCCCCACUUCCCCCCCAGAUUCCUCCUCUCCAGGAGGAAAAAAGAUCCAGAAUGGUGAAAUACCCGACAUUCCUGCUGCAGGGUUAGUACAAGGACCAGACUCAAUAGGCUUUCCAUACCCCAGCAACUCCAUAAUGACAGGUGACAACUCCCACAUGGGUAUUAACAUCAUGGACGAUCCGGGCUCCAGCCCAAACAAUGACGAGGCAGCCAUGGCAGUCAUCAUGAGUUUGUUGGAAGCGGAUGCAGGCCUGGGGGGUCCGGUUGACUUCAGGAGUGCUGUCUGUAACCGUAGCACAUUAGCGGGGCUUAGCCUGACCUUACUGCAGCAAGGAAAGAUCUAA